AUCCUCUCGAUUCUCGAUUCUCGACAAGUUGUCUUCCCUCUCUACCCCACGCGACCCAGGUGCGUGCCCGCUGACUUCUGGCGGAGAUCCGUCGCGUCCUCCUCUUGCCUAUUUAUCUGUCUGUAUAUAAGUAACGAAUCUCCUACCUCUGUUCUACCCCUCUUCACCACGAAAGGCUGCAGGUCUGCGAUGUCCUCGGUUUGACUCGAGUCGCGACGCAUCCGGCGGGCUCGUCGUCCCUGAAUGCGCAUCUGCCUGUCUUUUGGACUACUAUAUCACGAUUAUACGACUGCCAGACGAGAAGCCGAUGAGAACACCGCUGCUGGGUGCGAGAGUUCCAACUAGCUGCUGUUGGCCUUCGAUCGGACCGUCACAGACCGCUUCGCCCUCAAUGCGAUAUAAUCUCUUGAGAGGCUCCCUCUGCCCCAUUCUUAUUCCUGCCCAUGGCUGCCCCUCCCCAGGUUCCAACAGCCCCAAACACUCCGCUCUUGAAUAGAUACAGCAAUGACGGCUUUUCGAAUACUCGGCCGCCAAGUGGGCCGUGCAAUUAUAGAAAUAUGAGCAUUGGGGCCGAUGUGAGAUGUGGAUGUCGUCGGUUUACGGACAAUGCCCUACAGGUCCAGCUUCUGGAUACGCCGUCCGGAUUUUGUGUCUGCACCCAUCAUUCUUGCUACCAUGACCGCUAUGAAGAUGGGCCAGUGGUUGAAACUGAUGUACAGGUAGCUGAGGGGUCAUCUCUGACCCCGGAAAAGCCGAAGCAGCCACAGGAGCCGUUGCAGCCUCGUCUAGAAGAUGAGCGUCCAGAGGUAGGGCCACAAGAAUCUCUACCGGAUACCUUUCAAUGGAACCGUUUCCUCAAUUCUGCAAGCCAGGGAAGUCUCCCUCCUAUCCCGUCCCAGUGUCUCUUACCGUCCGACAAUGGGUCCAGAGCCUCAAGCAGCCAAGCAGGGUGCACUCGACCCUUCGCAGGAUUAGGACUCCAGACCCUGAGUCAUAUACCAAAACCUAAUUCCGCGGCGCGGAAGAAUAAUCCGGACUCCCGAAAAGGCCCCUUGCUUCAUGAAAAUGGGAAGGCUAUGCAGAUUUACGAGGAUUCGAAUGGCCAUGCAUACUUGCAGAGCCUCACCGAGGUGGCUACGCCGAGCGUGAGAUCCUCCCAGGGUGUGGAGGCUGAAGCUGCCUUUAUCAAGAAUGGCACAAUCGUUCAAGAUGCUCUCCAAAAAAUCGCAGAUGAUAGAGCAAACGGAGUCACUGUAGCCUUGAGGACGACCGAGGAGGCCACUGAAUCUAGGCCUGCCCCUAUCCCUGACCAAGAAAAUUUAUUGCCAAGGAUCCAGAGCAUCGUGAGACACGUGAUUGAUUAUCCCAUGAAAAUUCAAAAUCAUGAACAUCGACUAGAUCAACUGGAAAAUGCCUCGUUUUCACAAGCGCUCCUUGAGGAGGUUCGGGAAGGACAUGAUUAUUUAGGUGGCCGUGUCGGGGAUCUUGAGGACCGGAUGGCUGAAGUUGAGAGGCAGCAGCAGGCUUUGAACGAUGCCAGUAGUGUCGGCAGCCGACAACUCCUUGACGCUUCUAUGGACUCAAGAAUGUCAAACGCCCCUUCUGCCUUGAGUUCAAAUGCUAUUGGCCCGGACUAUUCUCGCAUAGAGGCUCUUGAGUCACAGCUCUCUGACCUCCAAGCUGUUGCACCCCCGUCUCACUCGCGACCGUGGGAGGUGGAAGUCGUGUUCUUGCCUUUUGGUCCCCAGUUGAUGGGCAUCUGGACUCCACAGCAUCUAGUUACUCGAGGAACCAGGAUGAGCAGUAUGUCAGGUGAUGAGUGGACGCAAACUCAACACAAUUCAAUGGCUGCAGCUCAAGCAAGCCUUGCCGCUCAUGAUCAAGCUAUAGCCUGGGAGACUUCAGCAAAGGCUCUUAGUGAGGAGCAGUCGUGGUUGAUGGCGAAGGCGUGUGGUCCUCGGAGCAAGGUCGAUCAACGUCUUAGGAGCAGAGGACUAGUCAAGUUGAUUCAAAUCAAAGGGCCUGACGCCAGGGAUGUUCAAGCCGCGAUGUUGUCUGCAUUUGGGAAGUUACUAGAGACCCUCGCGAAGGACCCCUACAGCCACCACGAGCACAAAGGCGCAAUUCCCCGUCCACUAGACAAGUACCUUGGACUUCAGGCUUCCUGGGUUCCUCUCCGAAAGCUGCAUAAGGAUUCCUGCCUACAAUUUCUCAACAUUGCCGAGAUGGUCACUCCUGCGCUCUGGACUGCACAAUUCUUAUCUUCAAGCGUUGCCAUGCGUGCCACUGGGACAAGGCGUCUUUAUGUCACCCAGCCUGACGGCUAUAUCCAACAUCUUGGGACAACUACUACUUGGACGUGGCAGAAGCUACGUCAAAUGGAUCGCGUUUACCCUGAUGCAAGUUUUGACCACACGCCCGAAGCAGAUGCACACGAGCCAUGCUGGGAGUUCGACGAACGUCUUGACCCACCACCAAGUGUUCACUCUUCGAUUGAAUCCCAUAUCUCAUUGAGCAUCCGACCAAUUACCAACGAAGGGACCGAACAGACCUCCUCCUCGGACCAACUCUCAUCCGCCUCCCCCAACAUCUCCACCACACCUACCUCUCUCGUUCAGCCCUCCGGCUACCUUAUCUCUCCUCUUAAAGAACGCCACCCCUUCCAGCCCCUCCGUACUCGUACAGCCUCUAUGCCAUCCCUCAUUGCCCUCAAUUCCCCCUCCCAACCCAAACGCCGCAUUUCCUCUUUCAACAACGAACUUCAGUCCUCGCCAGUGCGCCCGCGGAUUCUGAAACGUUUGCGCACGCGGUCUCCCAGCCGUCCACGCGAUACUCCUCGUUGGAGUGUGGGCCCGCCUAGUCCAUUCGCAUACGCUGAGGAUUACGUGGAGAUGAAGAGAGGGUUGACGCCGUUUGCAUAUGCAACGCCGCAUAGUAAUGCGCCAUACAUUGAACGUCGGAUUAGUAGCGAGUUCGAUGAAGAUGGAGGUGAUGAACAGGGCAGCACGACAGAGGAAUUCGAAGGCGGAGAACAGAAUGCCCUGAGUGACUAUGACUCUGGUAGUAGCAAGGGGCAUUCAGAGGAUGAAUGGGAAGGUGUCCAGGACCCUGUUGAGGUACAGGAAAGUGGGACACGCGUCCUUGGCAUGGUUGUUAGUGGAAGCUCGUGGCGAAAUGAGGACGAGGAGAGUGAUGACGACGGAAGCAGCUGUCCGAGCGAGUAUCCGAGUAACCAGCCUAUAGGUCUCGUGCCGGGCGAGACGAAGGCAGGCUUUCGCAUUCAUGUCGAUGAAUAG
Messenger RNA from Amorphotheca resinae ATCC 22711, 3296 nucleotides. RefSeq lists its product as hypothetical. The transcript is spliced from 2 exons. The coding region runs from base 444 to 3296 and encodes 950 amino acids. Lineage: Eukaryota; Fungi; Ascomycota; Leotiomycetes; Helotiales; Amorphothecaceae. The record is from RefSeq and is a predicted model, not a curated record.